UCUCCUCCUCCUUCUCCUUCCCCCAAAAAACCUGGAGAACCAUUGCAGUUUCGUUUUCUUCUUUAACCAUUUCAAAGUUUCGUUUUUUCUUCUUCUUGUAAUCUCUUUCUUCUUCGGCGAAUUCGUAUUCCUUCUUUCUCAAAUCUUCAAAUGAGUUCUAGAGACAGAGGAUCACCUUCUUCUUCUUCUUCGUCUUCUCCGUCGUUACCAGGACUAGCUCAGUAUAACGAAAAGGUGAAGAAUCAGAUACAAGCACUUGUUCGUGUUAUUAAACUUGCUCGUACCUGUAGAGAAGACAAUGUCCCAUCUCAAAUUGAAGAGGGUCUUUAUCUUGGAUCUUUUGCAGCAGCUAAUAACAAGAAUGCUUUGAUAGCUUACAAUGUUACACAUAUCUUGACUGUUGCUAGUUCCUUGAGACCAGCUCACCCUGAUGACUUUGUUUAUAAAGUUGUACGAGUUGUGGAUAAGGAAGACACAAACUUGGGAAUAUACUUUGAUGAGUGUGUUGAUUUCAUCGAUAAAGCCAAGAGACAAGGCGGUAGUGUUCUUGUCCAUUGCUUUGUUGGCAAAUCACGGAGUGUCACUAUUGUUGUUGCUUACCUCAUGAAGAAACAAGGAAUGACCUUAGCCCAAGCACUGCAACACGUUAAGAGCAGAAGACCCAUUGCAAGUCCCAAUGCCGGUUUCAUCAGACAGUUACAAGACCUAGAGAAGUCUAUACAAGGGAAGCAAGAAGAACGAAUUGCACAAUGUCAGGCUUGAAGAUCCAUCGUACCUUUGGGGGGAAAAACUUGUAAAUCUCAUACGACGCAGCGUCAUAUGUUUUGUUGCGUCUCUCCUUAACAACUCAAAGUAAAUAAAUAACAAAUGUAAGAUCAGGUUCCUUUCGUUAUAUGUAUAGUAUAAGUGUUUAGUGUGUUGUGUGUAUGACACUAGUUUCAAAUUCAAUGUUCCAUGAAUGUAAAAAACUGAACUCAAAAAGUAAAAGAUGAGAAAAAUAUUUGUAAACCAAUG
Messenger RNA from Capsella rubella, 1014 nucleotides. Its product is annotated as dual specificity protein phosphatase 1. Gene Ontology annotation, cellular component: cytoplasm. Gene Ontology annotation, molecular function: MAP kinase tyrosine/serine/threonine phosphatase activity; protein tyrosine/threonine phosphatase activity. Bases 151 to 762 code for a protein of 203 amino acids. Gene Ontology annotation, biological process: protein dephosphorylation; negative regulation of MAPK cascade. The transcript has 6 exons. Lineage: Eukaryota; Viridiplantae; Streptophyta; Magnoliopsida; Brassicales; Brassicaceae. The record is from RefSeq and is a predicted model, not a curated record.